CUCACGUUGAUCUCAUUUGUAAACACACUGCGGUCGCUGCAGACGCUUCUCACGGUUUGCCUGAAAAAUAUCCAUGACAGCCGCUGAGCAAUCACAGGGUCAGAUCAUUUUGUAUUUUUGUACGUAGUCGCUUGAUUUAAAUCUUUAGGCGUGGAUCAAAACAAGGGGCUAAUCCGUCGCUUUGCCUGCGUCCUACUUUGCAAUGCUAAUAUGUUAGCAACAGCCUUCAACAAAUCUCCAACGGUGAAGAAAAUGUGAAAUCGACUUGUCUUGCGAAAUCUGCAUCCUUCAGUGUCGUGUUUUUUGUUUUACAGGCAGUAUUGAGGAUGUAAACCACUAGCUUCCUCUUUGAUUUUUCCAGUUAGCAGCUGUUGUUAUUGUUUAUCAAGCCUUUCACUGCGAUCAUAACGGUGCUGGGUGGAUGGGCUUGACUUGUUUUUCCCACAGUGGAUACAAUUAAAAAGGUUUACCACUAGCCUGCUGGAGAAAAUGGUUCUGAGGAAUUGUUGGAAAUCUCGACAUAAAGGCGUCCCAAGAAGUCCUCGCCAUCGCUGGUUUUGUCCUGGAUUAACAUUCGUAGUUUGGAUCUGUGCAAUACACCUCGGUUGUGGCAAUGGGGUGAUGGGGGACACCAAAAAUGUGGUCCAAAAAGAUGCAGAGUUUGAUGUCACGUACAAUGACACUGUUACAAAUGAGAAUCAGACAAUCUAUGCUUUCAACCACACUGUCUCCAGGAAUAAGACGGAGGGUGUUCGUGUGACUGUAGAUGUCCUGUCACAAGCCUCAGAGAGUCCCAUUCUGUUUGUGGUCCGUCAAAAGCAAGCUGUCCUAUCUUUUCAAGUCCCUUUGAUAUUAAGAGGCCUAUAUCAAAGGAAGUAUCCGUACAAUCAUAUCGGGAGAACGUUGUGCCAACCUCCAACUGUGGUUGCUUCUGAGACCCAGUACUUCUUUGUGGAUGUGUCGACUUUAUCGAGUCAAGGCACCAACUACCAGCUCAGGGUCAGCCGCGUGGAGCGCUUCACACUACAGACGGACAAGAAGUUCAGCUUCACAGCGUCUCCUUCUCAACCCCAGUAUUUCAAGUAUGUUUUCCCCGAGGGAGUGGACACUGUUAUUGUUAAAGUCACUUCCGACAUGAACUUUCCCUGCUCCGUCAUGUCCAUUCAAGACAUACAGUGUCCUGUGUAUGACCUUGACAACAAUGUGGCCUUCAUUGGGAUGUACCAGACUAUCACCAAGAAGGGUGCUAUUACAGUUCAGCGAAAGGAUUUUCCCAGUAACAGCUUCUACGUGGUGGUGGUGGUUAAAACAGAAGAUGAGGCGUGUGGCGGUCCUCUGCGUUAUUACCCUCUGCGUCCAGACGAACUCAUCGAUGCCGGGAAUCGAACCAAGAUCCUGGAUGUCGUUGUAUCUCCUGCAAUUAAAACUGAAAUCUACGUGUUUGGGAUGCUCUUCUGUCUGGGGAUAUUCCUGUCGUUCUAUGUGCUCAUUUUGAUGGUGGCCUGUGUUCACAGCAAGAGAAUAAAGAAGAGAGAAAUUUUCCAUGAGCCGGACAUGUCACCUGCUGAGACGGCGUCUCUGCUUGGGAAGAACGGAGAUGGCAAAACCCCAGUCUCGCCCUAUGAAUACGGAUCCUUUGCCGACAAUGGCAGCACUCUCAGCUCAGAACCGAUCACCGACAGCGCCACAUCGACAGACAAUAACUACGGAUACAUGGGGCAGGAGCCUUUCAAACGUCGACCGUUCCUCAAUCACCUUCACCAGUUUGCCAUCCGCAUUGAGCGGUCUUUGGACAGUGUCGGGCGCAGCAGACAGGAGUCCCUCAGCUCUGUGGAGGAGGACGACUAUGACACUUUAGACGACAUCGACUCGGAUAAAAACAUCGUCCGUACAAAGAAAUAUCUCUGUGUGUCUGAUCUGGCUCGUAAAGAUAAGAGGAUCCUCAGCAAGAAAUAUCAGAUUUAUUUUUGGAACAUUGCCACUAUCGCUGUGUUCUACGCUCUGCCUGUGAUCCAGCUGGUCAUCACUUAUCAAACGGUUGUGAAUGUAACAGGAAACCAAGACAUCUGCUACUACAACUUCCUGUGCGCUCAUCCUUUAGGAGCUCUGAGUUCCUUCAAUAACAUCCUGAGUAAUCUGGGUUACGUGUUGCUGGGGUUACUCUUCCUCCUCAUCGUCCUCAAGAGAGACAUCAUGCACAAACGAGCUCUGGUCCGCAACGAUAUCAGCGCUUUGGAGUGUGGCAUCCCCAAACACUUUGGACUGUUUUACGCCAUGGGGACGGCGCUCAUGAUGGAAGGACUCCUCAGCGCCUGUUACCACGUCUGUCCAAACUACACCAACUUCCAGUUCGACACCUCGUUCAUGUACAUGAUCGCAGGGCUGUGUAUGCUGAAGCUGUAUCAGAAGAGACACCCGGACAUCAAUGCGAGCGCGUACUCUGCAUACGCCUGCCUCGCCGGGGUCAUCUUCUUCUCUGUGCUCGGAGUGGUUUUUGGAAAAGGGAAUAUGGUGUUUUGGAUCGUUUUCUCCGUCAUUCACAUUCUGGCCACGCUCCUCCUCAGUACACAGCUCUAUUAUAUGGGCAGAUGGAGACUAGACUCUGGAGUUCUGCGGAGAGUAGUUUACAUCAUUUACACAGACUGUAUCAGACAGUGCAGCGGCCCCAUGUAUAUUGAUCGAAUGGUUUUGCUUGUGUUGGGAAAUAUUGUCAACUGGUCUCUAGCUGCUUACGGACUCAUUAAGAGACCAAACGACUUUGCCUCGUACCUUUUGGCCAUCGCCAUCUGUAACCUGCUGCUGUACUUUGCGUUUUACAUCAUCAUGAAGCUGCGGAGUGGAGAGAGAAUCAAGUGUGUGGCGCUCGUGUGUAUUCUUUUCACCGCUGUCGUUUGGGGAUUUGCACUGUACUUUUUCUUCCAGGGUCUGAGCACGUGGCAGAAAACUCCAGCAGAGUCUCGUGAACAUAACAGAGACUGUAUCUUGUUGUCUUUCUUCGACGAUCACGACAUCUGGCACUUUCUGUCAUCCAUCGCCAUGUUUGGAUCAUUUCUGGUCCUGCUCACCAUGGACGACGACCUUGACGCUGUCCAAAGAGACAAGAUCUACGUUUUCUGAAGUGGCCUCAGUUUCAUUGCCUUACGCAGCUCAGACCGUUUGUCCCGAUUCAUUUCAAAAAGCACAGCCAGUAGCCUCCAGCCCUCCCCCUUUUGCCUCCAUUUUGAGACGAGCUGAACCAUUCGGACGCUUUGGUGCCAAUCCAAAACUCUGGUUAGAUGAUGCUGUGAACUCUCUGUCCGAUCGCUGCCAUCUUGUUUGAUAAAUGUUUACUUAACGCCGACGAUGUUCACUUGAUGAGAUAUUAGCCUGACUUAACUUAUUUGAUACCAGCUCUAUUACAGAAAACUCUACAAUGCAUUUUGAAGUGAAUUUAUAUGCUGUUUAUAUCGAAUGAAUGUUUCUAUAUCAGAGUAAAAGUCCUUUAUCCAUGAAUCUGUUUUGUCUGUGGCCUUGAAAACAUAGUACCAACUUUCAUAUUGUCAAUCCACGACCUCUCCGUCCGAAUACUGAUGAUUGUACUCUUCAAACUGCCCUCUGUCCCGGACUUUUGCACAGUAUUGUAAAUGUUGAGCGGUUACUGAAUAAAGGUUUUCUUUUUC
This is a messenger RNA of Periophthalmus magnuspinnatus, 3659 nucleotides long. It is a transcript of the gene sidt2, whose product is annotated as SID1 transmembrane family, member 2. The coding region runs from base 490 to 3117 and encodes 875 amino acids. The transcript is spliced from 27 exons. Gene Ontology annotation, cellular component: membrane. NCBI's taxonomy places the organism in Eukaryota, Metazoa, Chordata, Actinopteri, Gobiiformes, Gobiidae. The record is from RefSeq and is a predicted model, not a curated record.